AUGACUAUAAAUAAGAGCUUUUACCAUGCUAAAUCUAUCAGCUCUCAACAAGCAAUCCUUCAAAGAAAAGGCAAUUUGCUUCACAUAAAGAUGGCCAAUCACUUCCUUGCUACCAUCGCCCUUGUGGCUCUGGCUUCCUCCCUUGCCUAUGCCUCAGAUCCUAGCCCUUUGCAGGACUUUUGUGUUGCUAUCAAUGAUCCCAAGGCUGCAGUGUUCGUGAAUGGAAAGUUUUGUAAGGACCCUAAGCUUGCCACAGCUGAUGAUUUCUUUUUUCCCCCUCCCAACAUGCCCGGUCUCAACAUUCCCAGAAAUACAUCAAACCCACUUGGGUCGGUUGUAACUGCAGUAAAUGUUGAACAAAUACCAGGACUCAACACUCUUGGUAUCUCCUUAGCUCGUAUUGAUUUUGGUUCGUAUGGCCUCAAUCCACCCCAUACCCACCCUCGUGCCACCGAAAUCCUUGUUGUCUUGGAGGGUACCCUCUAUGUUGGCUUUGUCACUUCCAAUUUGAACCCUGGCAACCGCCUCUUCACCAAAGUCUUACAUGCAGGAGAUGUCUUUGUAUUUCCCCAGGGUCUCAUUCACUUCCAAUUUAACCCGGAAAAAACUAAUGCAAUUGCUUUUGCCGGUUUAAGCAGCCAAAAUCCUGGAGUCAUCACUAUUGCAAACGCAGUCUUUGGCUCGACACCACCCAUUUCUGUUGAUGUCCUUACCAAGGCAUUCCAAGUGGACAAAAACGUUGUUGAGUAUCUUCAGAAACAAUUCUGGUGGGACAACAACAACUAGAGAAGCUUUGCCAUCUUCUACUUUUUAAAAUUAUUAUAAGAAUGAAGUGUGUGUGUGUGUGUGUAUGUUUUAUGGCAUU
Messenger RNA from Ilex paraguariensis (yerba mate), 865 nucleotides. The record is from the annotation of a GenBank genome assembly. NCBI's taxonomy places the organism in Eukaryota, Viridiplantae, Streptophyta, Magnoliopsida, Aquifoliales, Aquifoliaceae.